Molecule: messenger RNA, 3546 nt
Organism: Malurus melanocephalus (red-backed fairy wren)
Lineage: Eukaryota; Metazoa; Chordata; Aves; Passeriformes; Maluridae
Gene: RCSD1
Product: RCSD domain containing 1
Exons: 7
Coding region: 303-1562 (419 amino acids)
Biological process (GO): skeletal muscle contraction; protein localization to endosome; retrograde transport, endosome to Golgi
Cellular component (GO): early endosome; WASH complex
Molecular function (GO): retromer complex binding; actin filament binding; phosphatidylinositol phosphate binding
Source: RefSeq, a predicted model, not a curated record
GGGGAAGGACAGUAUCUGUUUAGAUUUGUUCUAAAUUUAAACCCUGAUUGCCUUGCCUCCCCCUCUUCUCCCCUCCCUCCCUCCCUUCCUCUCACCCACCCGCCCUUCUUCCUUGUUCGUAGUGCAGGGCCACUCGCUGGGCUCUGUCAGUUCAAACUGAGCAGGAGCCGGGAUAUUCCACCCCCUCCACGGCGGCACGGCUGAGGUGCUCCUGCUCUGGCUCGGCUGAGGUUUUCCCACAGAUAAGAGGAAAAGGGGUGGGGAAGAAAGAUUGCCCCGCGGACACCUUUCUCUUGCAGGACAUGGAGAACAGGCCAGCAGAGACCAACUCAGAGGUGGACAAGUCGGCAGCACCCUCAGUSGCUCAGCUAGCAGGGAAGUUCAAAGAGCAAGCAGCCACUAUCCCUGGAAAAGAGGUACCACCACAUAAGCCAACUCGGAGGAAACCACCCUGCUCCCUUCCCUUGUAUUCCCACAAAACUGAGACAAGUGACAAUGAUGAGCAAAAGCGGUCACCAAAUGCUUGUCCUGUUCCCAAGGUCAAGGUGAAAAGCUCACCCAUGAUUGAAAAGCUGCAGGCYAAUCUGGCUUUUGCUCCAGCUGCUCUGCUGCCAGGAGUGUCUCCCAAAAGCCCUGGUCUGAAAGUCCUGGUUUCUCCAUUCAGCACGCCUCCCUCAACGCCCACCAGCCCAGGAACUCAGUCCCAGCCCAGUGAGUCACCAGUGAGCUUUGAUCARCCCCCAGAAAGCACUCAGCUGCAGUUCUACAACAAGGUGCGGACGCGAGGAUCGAUAAAGCGCAGGCCUCCCUCCCGGAGGUUCCGAAGAUCUCUGUCUGAGUAUGGAGAUGGGGAAGAUUUAGGGGUCAACUUGUCCUCUCCAGAAAAUGGUGCCAGGGAAGAUGAGGUCUUUGGGCCCAAUGGCAAGACAGAGGAGGUGGAAACAGGGAGCAAAGAGCUGAAGAAACAGGCAGGUUCUGAUGAGCAGCCAGCAUCAAGGAGAGGAUCCAGCAGAUCAGAGGAUGAAGAAAAAGGGAGCGAAGAGCAAAAGAAACAGACAGGGUCUGAUGAAAAGCCAGCGUCAAGGAGAGGAUCCAGCAGAUCAGAAUAUGAAGCACAAGGGGGAAAAGAGCAAAAGAUACAUACAGGGUCCGAUGAGAAGCCGCCAUCAAGGAAAGGAUCCAGUAGAUCAGAAGAUGGAGAAAAAAGGGAAAAACAGUCAGAGGAAACUACUCCUUGUGAGAAUAACACAGAGAAUACAAAGGAGGAGGAAGUGUGUCAUGAUGCCCCAGGAGAGAACUCUCCUCAGCCCCCCUCUGGAAACAAUGAGAUAUGUGAGGGUCYCCAGGGAGAAGAGCAGCAAAGCACUGCCUGUGAACCAGGAAAGGGGGACAAGGAAGAAGCUGAAGCUGAAACAAAGGAGACCAUCGAGAGCACAGACACACCGAGAAUAUCAGACCUUGAAGAAUCAGCACUGGCACCUGAACCGCUGCAGGAUGCAGUGGAACUAGAGACUGCCAGUGAGCCUUCAGCAUCAGCAUCGCAGGACCAGGGCACAGCAUAGUUUUGGCACACAGGACAUACCCAAUCAGGGMAGAGGACACUUAACAUGUGCAUAGGAGCCAUCUAAGCCAAUCAAGGUGGAAGAUACUGGAAAACCUUCAGUGGCAGGAGAGGAACAGAAUGCAGAAAUCACCUGAGGUCUGGACUCGUCACAGAGCUGAGUGGCCUCUUGAUGGCUCUCUGCUUUGUACCAUGUUUUGGGACAGCUGGAACAAGAUGCAGUCUCUUCUGAGUUCAAAACUCAGGUGUUGGCUGAUGUGUCUUGGUGAUACUUGGGGAGUAAGAGACCUGAUACCCGCUGGCUGUCCUGGAGCCAACAGCCACCAUCACUCACGGUCCUUCUGCUUCUUCAUCUUGCUCCAAAGUGUCGUCUUCUCCCCUGCAUUGGUCUUAGAUGAAGUUCAUCAGUUACGUACAUACAUACACGUAUGGUGCCUUUUUAAUAGCUUCUUUUAAAGUACUCUGGGUUUCAAAACUUGAGUAAAUAAUGUUUUAACAAUAGGAAACAGUAUGUUUUCUCCAUAUAUGCUGUCUGGCAGACAAUGUGAACCUGAACACAGGGACAACUAGAACAUUGAUCAUAAAAGAAUAAAAUCCCUUUGAAGUGGGGCUGAUUUGUGAAAUAGCUACCUUGGUAGUCUGGUAGGUCCUGUGUGCUUCAACUUUGGGUGCUUUUAGUGUGGUGGAAAAUGACAACCAGCAGAUGGGAUGCAAAGAAAAGAUGUGCUGAUAAGGUCAACAGGGCAAGUUGUCCUGCCUGGCUCUGGGCUCCAGUGCACAUUUAGAAGGACUGGUUGUCCAUCAGUCUUUCUCACUUCCAGACCCUGUCCAGUCUGUUUUGAAACUUCUAGUAUGUGGCCACCAAGAGCCACUCAYGAUAGAAAGCAUCCCAACUUCCUGGAAACAGACAAAUAAUUUUGUGCAGGUCAAAGAAGUCUUAGCUGGCUGAGUUUCCAGUGGCAUUGCCUAGCUGAAUUGGUGAAGGUCAGGCASCCAGUCCCUCCUAAGUGUUUAUGCACUGUACUAGAUUUGCAUUCACUCUUGGGCUACUAAAAGUCAUGGGCUAGCAGUCACUACGAUUUUGAUCUGGGGARUAUUUGGGGAAAGCUGGACGUCAGAUCCUCAGUCCACCAGUUUUCUGACAGCAGGAAGCUGGAAGUGCUUGAAGCUGUGCUGGUGACACUGAACACAAUGUCCAUAGUGUGAYGUGGAGCUGUGGACAAGCCUGGGCUCACUGUUUCCAGUUAGCCAGACUUGUCCACAGCUGAGCCAAGGCAUCAGCCAGCUGUUAGGUGUUCUAAAUGGUCAGAGGCCAAUGCUUAAACCUGCUGCCAGCCRCCUGGUACCCAGCAAUACAGACACGGCUGCAGAGACCAAGGGCAGAAAGAGCAUCCCCGCUGCUCCUCAUCCAUCCCCACGCUCCUCCCAGCAAACAUGAAGCUGAGCAGGAGCAGAGGCUUGUCUUGUCCCUGUCUCUCUGUAGAAGCACAAGCAUUUCAYACCACCCAGCUCACAUCUGUCCUCUGGCAGCCUCUGUGACACAGGAGUGUUACAAACCUGUGGGAUAGCCCCUUUCUGUUGACCAGCUCUAAAAGCGCGAGGAAAGAGGAGGCUCUGUUCCCUGCUUUUCUUUUUCCAGGUGAAAGCACUGAGGUUGCACUUGCUGAGAGCCAGCAGCACUUGCCCUCCUGCAUAUCAUGAACUUACUGGCAAACAUGACUUCCACACUCUUUUGAGCCGUGCUGUGGAGCACUGUUGCGUUUGAAUCCAUUUUAAUCUGCUUGCUAUGGCUUCUAUUCCAGGGCAGGCUGCAAUCACUGGCUGUUCCCUGUUUCCUCUCUCAGCAGAGUGUUCCCAUCUGGAUGUGAGUGGUUGUGCCUYACUGUACAUACAGAUAUAUGUGUGCCUGUUUGGAGAAUGUGUAUGUGUGUCUCGAGCACGGGAAUGGAAAUCCGAGGGAGAAACAGAAUCAAUAAAUGGUGGAA